GACCUGGCCUAAGAUGGGUAGCGUGCUCUUCGCAGCUGUCUUCAUAGCAUUACACUUUGCCACCGGCGGCCUGGCCAACCCAGAUGCUAAGCGACUGUACGACGACUUGCUGAGCAACUACAAUCGACUCAUACGACCCGUGGGCAACAACUCCGAUCGUCUGACGGUCAAAAUGGGUCUAAGGCUGUCCCAACUGAUCGAUGUGGAGUGGAACGACUACAAAUUGAAAUGGAAUCCCGACGAUUACGGCGGCGUGGAUACCCUGCAUGUGCCCUCCGAGCACAUAUGGCUGCCGGAUAUAGUACUAUAUAACAACGCCGAUGGCAACUAUGAAGUGACAAUAAUGACAAAAGCAAUUCUUCAUCAUACGGGCAAAGUGGUCUGGAAGCCGCCCGCCAUUUAUAAAUCCUUCUGCGAAAUUGAUGUCGAAUACUUUCCGUUCGACGAGCAGACAUGUUUCAUGAAGUUCGGUUCGUGGACAUACGAUGGUUACAUGGUUGACUUGCGGCAUUUGAAGCAAACCGCCGACUCGGAUAACAUUGAGGUGGGCAUCGAUCUGCAGGACUACUACAUCUCAGUCGAGUGGGAUAUUAUGCGUGUGCCGGCGGUGCGCAACGAGAAGUUCUACAGCUGCUGCGAGGAGCCCUAUCUGGACAUCGUGUUCAAUCUGACGCUGAGGCGGAAGACGCUCUUCUACACGGUCAAUCUGAUCAUACCAUGCGUCGGCAUAUCAUUCCUGUCCGUGCUGGUCUUCUAUCUGCCCAGCGACUCCGGCGAGAAGAUUUCGCUCUGUAUCAGCAUCCUGCUGUCGUUGACUGUGUUCUUUUUACUGCUGGCCGAAAUUAUUCCGCCGACGUCGCUGACGGUGCCGCUGUUGGGCAAAUAUCUGCUCUUCACUAUGAUGCUGGUCACGCUCUCGGUUGUGGUAACCAUUGCGGUGCUGAACGUCAACUUCAGAUCGCCAGUGACGCAUCGUAUGGCGCCGUGGGUGCAGCGCGUCUUCAUUAAAAUCCUGCCCAAGCUGCUCUGCAUUGAGCGGCCCAAAAAGGAGGACCCCGAAGAGGAUCAGCCGCCCGAGGUGCUCACAGACGUCUUUCAUUUGCCGCCAGACGUGGACAAGUUUGUUAACUAUGACACCAAGCGCUUUAGCGGCGACUACGGCAUACCAGGUGAGUUCCGCUGCCAUCUUUGCCACUUGCUAUUGAGUAUACGACACGUUGAGGAGGACUGGAAAUAUGUGGCCAUGGUAUUGGAUCGUAUGUUUCUGUGGAUUUUCGCAAUCGCUUGCGUUGUCGGCACAGCGCUAAUUAUAUUGCAAGCGCCAAGUUUGUACGAUCAAUCGCAGCCGAUUGAUAUACUAUAUUCGAAAAUAGCCAAGAAGAAGUUCGAGCUGCUCAAAAUGGGCAGUGACAACUCCUUAUAGCGACCACUUGGGUUCGCAGCGGGCUGGUGGAAUUUAAUCGUCAGCUCGUUGCGAACCCUGUUCGCCGCUCGCGACGAUGAUCGUGGAUAAUAUACAAUGAGCCAAACCAUGAGCGUCUCAUCGGUGUUGUACAACACUAACAGCAGCAACCACAGCAGUAUCAGCAGCAAUAGUGUUCUUGCCAUUGCCAACAGCGAUACCGAUAACGAUAGCGCAACGAUAACCAGCUCAUGGAGCCCAUUGUAAGCAGCGGAGCGAAGCGAACAUUGGAAAUUGAAGAAAAAUAAAACUAAAUUAUAUAAAUAAAACCAAAAACAAUCGAAMGAUUGCGAUUGCGAUUGCGAGUUUACGAGCAGUUGAUCAAAACAUGUAUGUAAAGUAAAGGAAAACAAGUAUUGUAGUGUUGCGUAACGUUAAUCACAUCAAUAACUGUGUUGCAAGAUCGACUUUGACAUACACAUGUAAAUGACACUGACACGACAGCCCUCCAUGGCUGGCAAAGCUAAGGGCUUAGCUAUUAAGUUUUUGAUGGAUGUGUGCGUGAAGGAUCAUAUUUUAUGUAUGAACCUAUGUCAGUGUUGGAUGGUUGUGCAGUGUUGCGUCAUGUAGCAGCCAGUAUUGUAAAAAAACAAAACAAAAACUAAAAACAAAAACAAAAAUAAAGUAAACGUUUUGUAAUUUGUAUUGUAUUUUUGAGCGCCAAAAAGUUCCUUGUUGAUUUUUAGUUCUAAAGUUUCACAAAAUAGAACAACAACAACAACAAAACACACAUAACAAAAUGUUUUAAAACGGCAUUUU
This is a messenger RNA of Drosophila arizonae, 2221 nucleotides long. RefSeq names its product nicotinic acetylcholine receptor alpha1 (gene nAChRalpha1). Lineage: Eukaryota; Metazoa; Arthropoda; Insecta; Diptera; Drosophilidae. The record is from RefSeq and is a predicted model, not a curated record. Gene Ontology annotation, molecular function: transmembrane signaling receptor activity; acetylcholine-gated monoatomic cation-selective channel activity. Gene Ontology annotation, biological process: monoatomic ion transmembrane transport. Gene Ontology annotation, cellular component: postsynaptic membrane.